Fusarium proliferatum ET1 is the source of this 1821-nucleotide messenger RNA. RefSeq lists its product as uncharacterized. The record is from RefSeq and is a predicted model, not a curated record. The transcript has 7 exons. The coding region runs from base 1 to 1821 and encodes 606 amino acids. Lineage: Eukaryota; Fungi; Ascomycota; Sordariomycetes; Hypocreales; Nectriaceae.
AUGGAUCUGAACUUCAAUAACUGGUUCCCAUUAUACCCUGAUGUUAUGCACAUGGCUUUCGGCAGUGCCAUAUAUAACCCCUCCGGACAAGAGUGCUCGGCCGUGGUUGAUGCUUUUGGAAAUGUCUCGCAAUUUCCGACAUACCAAGCAAGGCGACUUCGUCGCGUCUUGGCCUUGUGCAAGCGGCAUCGCACCGACGAGUGCGACUCUUUCAAGAAGCUAUCCCUUGCGGAAAAGGUCAAGUUGCUUGUAACCGGUCGGGCUACGAAGGAGACUCAGCAUAUCUCUCCACCAACUGGAUUUCCUUGGACUGCCAAGUUUGCUAUCGAGGUGUUCCAGGGCAAACGCGGGAAACCAGUCAAGGAAUUCCAGACAGAGCUUGACGCCACCCAAGACCCAAAGGCGUUGCCUGUUGAUACAGCAGUCCGGUCGCUCCAGAUGUCUGGAGCUACUACUGGUUCCAUGAAGGUCGCCGCUUCCCUCUUCGUGCUCAUAUCCCACGACCUUGAAGGUUAUACAUCGGGCGGGCUGUUGAUUGACGGCGGCACUGACCACGGAGCUGGCCGUGUCGAAGAAGGAAAUCGAGUCUUUGCAACCAUACAUCAGCAUCUGGCACCAUGUCAAGCGGCUACGGAAGCGAAACCGACGAAGUCGACGUCGGCUCUGAGGACUCCUACACCCCUCUCAGCUCUCUCUCUAUCUAGCAUCAUUGAGGAUUUUCAGAACCCCCCCGAGCCGUAUUGGCUGGCAGAUAUCCGUUUUGGCCACCUUGUCGUCCCAAGCUGCCUUAGCGCGGAAGAGACGACAACUCGCGAGAUCAUCUCUGCAAUCCGGGGUCAAGAAAUCGAUUGUCCCAUCAUCUUCGUCCAUUCUCGCCACAAGCAGCGAAUAUGCAGGACGGAAAUGCUGGAUCUUCCGCUUCUUCCACAGUAUAACGAAACAACAUUAGAGUACGAAUGGUUCUCAUCUAUUCUCGAGAAGAACCCAUCCAUUCGAGUUCUCACGACAUCCAACCUCUUCGGCAACAACUUACUGUCUGAGCUCGUGAGCAUCCGCUCCAGCUACCCUGUCGCUCACUACGAGAUACCCAUCCCACGGCAUGUAUACGCUAUUCCUGAAUACGCUGUCGACAACUCGCGUGGCAAUGCAAUGUACAACAUCAUUGAGAACCGAGUUCUAGCCAGAGACCAAGACGAUGCACAUGCCAUACCUUUUGUCCCUCCACUCACCAGAAAGGACGUCUUUCCGACUAUUACUCAAUCCCUUUCACACAACACCCUGCUCCUCAAGCAUGUCAACGACACAGGUCCCAUCAUGAAAUGGCGACUUACAUUGCAGUCAACCCAGAAACUGCACGACAACCCUGCCACCGUCAUUGAAGUUGAUGCGGAGCACCCAAUCCCCUCCUUUCUCGAUGGCUAUUCUCACGCCCAAGUUGCACUCGGCAGGCGAUACAUGAGAGAGAUAUUAGACAAGGAUAUCAAGCAGGGGCUGCCCACGGAGGAUGAACAGAUCGGUGCUGGAUUCUUCGAGUACAACGUCGAUAAGAAUGCCUGGAGAAAAAUCUUCAAACGACUCGGAGAUCAAGCCCCCCCUUGGCUGUGGAAGGAUGGACCUCAGCGUGAUGACAUGAUCGGCCGUAUAUCGCUGGUCUACAGACAGUGGCGAAUUGAUAACAAUUUCCCUGCUGACACGAACGAUGGACCUACAAGCUAUAUAUUAGAAACCUCUAAAGCUCAUGGAAAGGCGACUGCCAUGCGGUCAUCAGCAUAUCAAAUCGGGAAACUCAGCCGUCGGUCCAUGGAAUCAGAACAGGGUUAA